Molecule: messenger RNA, 3276 nt
Organism: Penicillium atrosanguineum
Lineage: Eukaryota; Fungi; Ascomycota; Eurotiomycetes; Eurotiales; Aspergillaceae
Product: class I SAM-dependent methyltransferase
Exons: 7
Coding region: 1-3276 (1091 amino acids)
Molecular function (GO): methyltransferase activity
Source: RefSeq, a predicted model, not a curated record
AUGGGUCCCAAAUCUUCUGAACCAAGGAGUGAAUGUGAUACGCAGUCUCUGACUGACAGUGUAACGGACUAUCCUAUAGAAAAUGGAAGACGGUAUCACAGGUACCAUGAAGGAGCCUACCCAUAUCCAAAUGACGAGCAAGAGCUCGAUCGUCUUGACAUGCAACACCACAUGUUCAAGAUGUGUAUGAAACAGAAGCUGUAUAAUGUUCCUCUCAAUGACCCAAAACAAAUACUCGACAUCGGCACUGGUUCUGGUAUAUGGCCUAUUGAAAUGGCACCCCUCUUUCCCAACGCUGCCAUUAUUGGAACAGACCUCUCUCCAGUCCAGCCGACAGAGGUCCCCGAGAACGUUCAUUUUCUGGUGGACGACGCCACAGAAGAGGAAUGGCUCUGGGACGACAACCAUUUUGAUUUCGUCCAUAUCGGCAACAUGACCGGCGCCAUGCCCUCUUUUAAACGGUUACUACGACAAACCUUUAAACACCUCAAACCAGGUGCAUACAUUGAAUGCCACGAACUAGAUCCCAAACCACAAUGCGACGACGACACCAUGCCCCCGGAAAAUCCAGACGGGUACAGCAAAUUCGCUUUGCACGACUGGUACGAUCUAAACAUGCGUUCAAGCCAGGAAAUGGAGCCUUUAAGGUAUUUCCGCAUCGCUCCAAAGAUAGAGCGGUGGAUGAAGGAGGUUGGCUUCAUGGAUGUCGAGCAGAAAAUUUUCAAAGUUCCGACAAACACCUGGCCCACAGACGAGCGACUGAAACUCAUUGGGAAGUGGAGUGAAAGUAAUUGGCUAGAAGCCCUAUCCGGCUGGUCAUAUAAGCCGUUCCUUGCUCUGGGCUGGUCGAAGGCCGAGAUUGAAGUCUUCCUCGUCGAUGUGAGGAAGGCUAUCCAGGACAAGAAUUGGCUGGCCAACGGGAUUAGUCAUUCAACGCCAAGACUCCGCGCCGAAGCUGCUACAGAAAGACGUCGCUCGUUCAUCACGACUGAAUCCGGCAAUUGGCUCACAUGCGCCAUCUUUAAAUUCAUGUCUUUCGGUAGGCGUGCCUACCGGCAUGCUUUGAAGCCAUCUGCUUCAUCUACGUCCGACCAUCUGUGGAUCAGUGACGACCUGCUCGCAACCACCUUCCGGCAUUUCGCGAAUGGACAGCGCCGCCAUGGAAGCUGUGUGCCUGGCCCUUUGGAGGCGCGGAGGCGUCUUGCGAAGCGAAGGAAUACCGCUUUAGCCGGUAUUGCAGGAGUCGAGGAUAUCGCGUGCCUGUUUGGUCGCAAUGGCAGGGAGCAUAUGAAGUGGACGGACCACCCGUGGCAGAGAGCGCAACCCGAAACCCAGGAGCUUCGCAGUUAUGCAAUCGCCUCGCACGGGGCUCCUUUACCCUUCUACGAUCACAAUCCCGAACCUAUUGAUUCGCAUAUCUUCGACGACCCGUGUACAACCCCAGACGCAAAAUCGAUAACGAAGGAUGAGAGGUGGAUAGAAUUCCUCGACAAGAAUGACUGGGGCAUGGAAGAUGCCCGAGAUUUCGCUCGGUAUUUGAAUAUCGACCUUCAACGGGAACCUAAAUACAGCCAGCAAAUCUUCGACAAGCUCCUCACGCGGUCAACAAUGGACUUGACACAAGCCAUCCAAUUUCUCGAUGACCCAUUUUUAAAUACUCGAGGAUCCGGGAACUACCUUGCCGCCGUGGAAUUAUUCGCCCAAAAGAAAUCAAAACGAUCUAACCGUACUGCCGUGCUCAAUGCAGUUACUCGCGCGCUAGAACUAGGCUUGGUUCCCACGGAAGAGUUAUGCUUAAUCGUUAAGGCUCUUCCGAACAUCAUUGUCGAACGAAACAAGACUCUUGGGUCAUGGGACCAGAAAGCGUUGCUGAAGCACUACCGGGCUAUGUGGAAAGCCAUUGGACGUUGUAACAUCCUUGGCUACCAUGACCUUGAAAAGACAGUUACGGAUACAUGGUUGCAGCAGCUUUUGGAUAUACGGGGCUUCCGUUUCGCGGAAGAAAUCAUCAUCGCGACACAUGGCGCCAGCUCGGAUGACUACUGGCCCUCGGCCAUGGUCAUGACGUGGUUGAAAGCCGUGGAUAGCCCGAACACGACAAUGCUUCUUCCUUCGCCCGAACGAGUUCUGAGCCAGCUUGAUGCUGACUGUGCGGCCAAGUGCGUCAUCAACGUGACCCAGCUCUUGACUCUUGCCGUGCGGGAAGACAAGACCCGAAACCAACAGCUUGAGCGAUGGCGCGAAUGUUUAACAAGUCUGUCAAGUGUUGAGGCCAUUACAAGCUCGCAGGUUUGGUUGGAUCUGCCUCUUGCCUACACUGAGACACCCCUGCAGGCCCACAUCGCCUCCGAUUUGGCCUUACCGAUUCAACAUCAGAUCGUUUUACGUUUGUGGGCGCUACGAAGUUUGAGUCGAGCACUGGCUCCUAUGUAUAAUCAAGAUGCCAGGUCGACGGACCGACCUAUUUACUUAUUGUUUGGCCUCUUUGAGUUGACUGUGCGAAACACAGAAGGAUCCUUCCUCGCAGACCUCCUGCGUGGGAUCCAAAGCCUCGACAUCCCACACAACAAUCUUCUCCAGCUGGCAGUCGAUCUCAAGCUGAGAAAGCAGACCAAAAAAACCACCCGCAGAACCCUCGAGCGACUGGAAACCUCCCAGACUACCCUGUCAGAAGUCUGGACAAAACCGGCCGAAUACAAUGGAGUCCGAGCCCUUUUCUAUGGUACAUUUGACCUAAUGCUCCGCCGUAUGGAUCUCACCAACCCAGUCAUGAUGGAAGAGUGCCUCCGCCUCGCCAGAGAGGGAGACUCAAAGAGCGUUUGGUCAAUCCUCAGACUACUCGACAACCACACCCCGUUCAAGAUCUGCCUAAACAAAGCCUGGGUCCCCAUUCCCCACCCCGACCAAAUGGCCAUCGUGCGUUACCACCCUGGCUUAAGAGACAGCCAGUGCCCAGAUCCUUACCUCGCGGUCGACAUGAUCCACCAACUUGCCGUUGCACUAUCCUGCUCGACGCAGCUGAAUCCCUCCCGAUCAUUCCACCUGAUCCACUGGCUCUACGACUAUCUGCGUAAACACGGCGGUCCUGUGUACCCGUCUCUGGUGCGUGCUAUGUACCAUGCCGGCGUUGUGCGUUUCCGUCGUGAGGGACUUCGUGUUUCGGCUACGCGAUAUGAGUACAUUCUCUGGAUCAUGGAAAAGUUCGAGGGGCGUGCCGUUGUGAAGGAGUUGACCUCGGGGCCUCAGAUUGGGCGGUCCUACCAUGGCCAGCCGUGA